This is a messenger RNA of Dibothriocephalus latus, 366 nucleotides long. The record is from the annotation of a GenBank genome assembly. Lineage: Eukaryota; Metazoa; Platyhelminthes; Cestoda; Diphyllobothriidea; Diphyllobothriidae.
AUGUACAGGUGCACGGAUAGAACGAUCGCUAUCUAUGAUCCCCAUCCACAUAUAUCGAUAUUUCGCGAAUUCGCCGGUUACACCGUAGGAGCAGUUGCGGAAGAAGAUGAUGAAGAGGACAAUACAGAAUAUCUGAAAUCCCUUGACCCCAAAGACUGGAAAACGAAUGAUCAUUACGCCGUAUUAAACCUAAAGAAAGCGCGAUAUAGGGCAUCAGAUGAUGAUGUCCGAAAACACUAUCGUAAACUUGUACUCAAACAUCAUCCGGACAAAAGACGGGCACGAGGCGAAGAUGUUAAGGACGAAUCUCAUGAUUACUUUACCUGCAUAACUCAGGGUAAGUCUUCCGUGUUUCUGUUUGUUUAA